GUUUCCUUGCAGUAACGAGAAGGACCGGGCGAAAGCCCCCGUGAAGAAGAAGGAGGACCCGAGUGCCAUCAAGGAGCGGGAGGUCCCCCAGCACCCCUCUUGUUUGUUCUUCCAGUAUAAUACACAGUUGGGCCCUCCUUAUCACAUCCUGGUUGACACUAACUUCAUCAACUUCUCCAUUAAGGCCAAGCUGGACCUAGUGCAGUCAAUGAUGGACUGUCUCUAUGCUAAGUGUAUUCCAUGUAUCACAGAUUGUGUAAUGGGUGAAAUCGAGAAGUUAGGACAGAAGUACCGUGUGGCGUUAAGAAUCGCCAAGGACCCUCGGUUUGAACGCUUGCCAUGUAUGCACAAAGGAACCUACGCAGAUGACUGCUUGGUACAGAGGGUCACUCAGCACAAAUGUUACAUCGUGGCCACAGUGGAUAAGGAACUCAAGCGGAGAAUACGAAAAAUCCCAGGAGUGCCUAUAAUGUAUAUUUCCAGGCACAGAUACAAUAUUGAGAGAAUGCCAGAUGAUUAUGGAGCUCCUCGAUUCUAACCUGUCCAGCCAGGCCAUCGAUGCCAGGACUCCGAGCCAGGAUGAGAGUCCUUCUGGUUCCAACCCUCCUGCUUUCUUUUUUGCUGAGACUCUGCUCAUAGGACUGUGGGUGACAUUGGACUGACUUCAUAGCCUUGAUCUUCUAAGAAGCAGCUACUUAGAAGAAUCUGUUUUUAUUGAUCUUUGUUCUGACUUGGCCUGAUUACCUAUAGCUGGGAGAAGC
Molecule: messenger RNA, 761 nt
Organism: Tauraco erythrolophus (red-crested turaco)
Lineage: Eukaryota; Metazoa; Chordata; Aves; Musophagiformes; Musophagidae
Source: RefSeq, a predicted model, not a curated record